CAAUGCGCGCCCGUGACGCAUCUCCUUCGCAAAACUCUGUGUAGUGCAUUAUUUUGCCCUUCCCAGCCCCCAGUGGGGCGGUGGGUGACGAGCGAAACUAACUAGGGCUCGAAAGCUCUAUGCCGGAGUGCGCCACUAUUGGCUCUCACCACGAGGGGGCAGUGUUGUUCUGUGACAAACAGCUCUGACAACUCUGUGACAGGACAGGCCAUCAAAUGUGACUUCAUGCUGUGGUGGUAGUGUACGUGAGCUGGUGGCUCCACUUUAUUGCACACAAGAGUUUCUUGAUUUGCGGACUUGAAAACCAUUUUCCAAAACCGACCACCAUGCUUUGUCACCGUCAACUGGUCCUAUUGUUGGCGUGCUGGUUUUUUCAAGGACUGCUUGGUGAUGUGCAACUAGGCAAUUGUCCGUGCAAGGACCCAUCACUCUGUCAACCCGUUCAAGCACCACCUAGAAAGGAGUUGUUUGUCUUUCGGACGGGGGACAAAGACGAUUGGAAGCUGUAUGAUUGGACUUACAUCACUACCGUGGCCGUGUUUGGCCCUUACGUCCCAGAGCUGAUGUGCUUUGCACACUCCAAGGGUGUGAGAUAUGUUAUGACGGGCGAUUAUCCAGCAAACAAACUGUCCAACGCCACCGCUCGGUCAGCCUGGGUCAAGCAGCAGGCGGACACCGCCCUCUCGCAGCACCUGGACGGCAUUAACAUUGACUUUGAGGCUACGCUGAGCGAGAGCGAUGCUCCUAACCUUGUGGCAUUGGUCAAUGAGACGGCUAAGGCUUUCCGACAGGCAAAUCCGUACGCUCAGAUAUCGUUCGACACCCCGUUUGCAGCCGGGUGUACUUGGGGACGUUGCUAUGACUACAAAAACUUAUCAGAAUCCUGUGAUUUUUUCGUUAUUAUGGAUUACGACAUGUCGGACCCGUACAUGGCUAUAUCGAACGAUCCAAUCCAACGCAUCAAAAUCGGCGUGGAAUCUUUUCAAGCUGACGGCAUACCAGCAAGUAAGCUAAUAACCGCCUUCCCUUGGUACGGCUAUGACUAUGAAUGCACGCAUGUCUAUAAGGACAGCAUUUGCUCCAGAGUCGGUCAGCAAUACAAUGCACAGUCUUCUAGGCAACUCUGCUACAACAUCAUCACUCAGAUGCUCAAGAAUCUCUCCAUCGUUGGAACUUUGAACUCUACAUUCGUCUCAAAGUUCUUUGAUUACACGGAUAAGGGCACAGGCAAGCCCCACCAGGUGUGGUACGAUGACCCGGAGACGCUGGUGGUGCGGUACCUGUAUGCCAAGAACGCCGAUCUCCGCGGAGUGUCCAUGUGGCAAGCCGAGUGCCUGGACUACGGCCCUGACCCGGAAACGAAGAGACUCACCAAGGCAAUGUGGGAUGCUAUUGACAAAUUCAUGCAACCCCAAUAUGAUAAAAAAGAAACUUAAAAAGGUCAGUCAGAAGUUGAUUAACCUGUUUUGUUUCAGAAAGUCGUAAUGCCGCAAAAAAUCAGUUUUGAAAUAUACUUUUUGCAUCAAAACUGAGCAUUUGCAAUCCUAAAUCCAGUAACAAUGCAUAAUUGAGUUUUGAAAAAUUCUACGCGCUGUACCGUGCAUGAUGCAAUCUGCAAUUCUCGAUUAAUAUAAUUCGGCCAUAGAUUAAUGUCUUCGAUUGAGUCAGGAAAUAUAACACUAUAACUAUGCUUUACAUGUCAAUUAAGAAAAUGCAAGGAAUGAAUUGUAUAAUGGCAUUGUAAUAGAUUUUGACUCAGCUUUCCGUGAGAUUCCAGGUUACCGGAUUGAAAUACAGGCACUGACAAUUUUAUGAUUGGGGCAACUUACAAAUGGUUGUGUGGCUCUCACCCGACCGGCCGAAAAAUUAAGAAAUGGCCAUCCCCCCUCCACCUUUCGAAAUGCCAAUUAUUCUGUGUUUUAUGUCAAAGUGUUGAUUUUACUGUAUACGUUGAAAGCCUCGCGUGGUUGUCGAGACCAGGGGCAUCGUACGCCGACUAAACGUACAUUGUAUACACAGACACUUCACAAUACAUAAACCAAGGAGCACCUGCACAUGAUUAGAUUCUCCAUUGGCAGUUUUAAGCAACUGACACAAAGACGCCUUUUGUUAACUGAUUCUGCUUUCAGUCAUGUGAUCCACGACUUAAAUAUUCGUUAGAAAGGGUCACCAACAAUGCUUUAGAAGCAGCGGGGUCACAAAAACCCUUUGUUAAAGACAGAAUUUUACACUCAUGGAAAGCGUAGUUUAGAUUAUUUCAAAAGCCAGGGGGCACUUUUCUUCUUAGCCCAGAGGGCGCUGUUCAUUUAAAAUUUGGGCGUGACCAGGGGUUUGUGAACAUACUUGUGCACGUACACCUAUAGGCAUGCUGACAGCCUGACUCCCUUGUUUCCUUAGCACAAAUCGAAGCUCGGCAAAUGUAAGUUGAUUCAUCUAUACACAUCUUAUGAUUAUAUUAAAGAUUACAUAGUGUAACAUGUACGUGUGGCAAUUAAUUUGGUCAAAUUUUCUGUACAAUUUUGGAUCAUUAUGGACAGAUGCACACCUAUUCCAAACCACUGUGCCCAUGUGGGUCACAUGAUUCCUUAAUCGUCAAUUGUGUGUAAGAUUAGGAGAUUGUCGCGCGACAUUUAGAGUUGAUCAGAUUCACUCUUGGUGUAUUUUUAAUUGAAAUGUUUGUAACUCAACACUCAACCUCAGUAUUUUUGUUUUCGUUAUUCAUAAUGGAACCAUGAUAAAUGCUAUUAUUGUAAGAGUGUCACACGUAUCGAGACACACGUACAUAAUGUUCAUAAUAAUGCUGAAUAAAAAGUAAAGCCACACAUAAGACAGCUUCAA
This is a messenger RNA of Acanthaster planci (crown-of-thorns starfish), 2838 nucleotides long. Its product is annotated as di-N-acetylchitobiase-like. NCBI's taxonomy places the organism in Eukaryota, Metazoa, Echinodermata, Asteroidea, Valvatida, Acanthasteridae. Gene Ontology annotation, molecular function: chitin binding. Gene Ontology annotation, biological process: oligosaccharide catabolic process. The record is from RefSeq and is a predicted model, not a curated record.